Molecule: messenger RNA, 2450 nt
Organism: Hyaena hyaena (striped hyena)
Lineage: Eukaryota; Metazoa; Chordata; Mammalia; Carnivora; Hyaenidae
Gene: NPAS4
Product: neuronal PAS domain protein 4
Exons: 8
Coding region: 1-2403 (800 amino acids)
Biological process (GO): regulation of transcription by RNA polymerase II
Molecular function (GO): RNA polymerase II transcription regulatory region sequence-specific DNA binding; protein dimerization activity; DNA-binding transcription factor activity, RNA polymerase II-specific
Source: RefSeq, a predicted model, not a curated record
AUGUACCGCUCCACCAAGGGCGCCUCCAAGGCGCGCCGCGACCAGAUCAACGCUGAGAUCCGGAACCUCAAGGAGCUCCUGCCUCUGGCUGAAGCGGAUAAGGUCCGGCUGUCCUACCUGCACAUUAUGAGUCUUGCUUGCAUCUACACUCGCAAAGGCGUCUUCUUCGCUGGAGGCACGCCUCUGGCGGGCCCCACAGGGCUUCUCUCAUCUCAAGAGCUUGAAGACAUAGUGGCGGCACUACCUGGAUUUCUACUUGUGUUCACAGCUGAGGGGAAGCUACUGUAUCUGUCUGAGAGUGUGAGCGAACAUCUGGGACACUCCAUGGUGGACCUGGUUGCCCAGGGUGACAGUAUCUACGACAUCAUUGACCCAGCUGACCACCUAACUGUGCGCCAGCAACUCACCCUGCCUUCUGCCCUGGACACCGAUCGCCUCUUCCGCUGUCGAUUCAACACUUCCAAGUCCCUCAGGCGCCAGAGUGCAGGCAACAAACUGGUGCUUAUUCGAGGCCGAUUCCACGCUCAUCCACCUGGAGCCUACUGGGCAGGAAACCCUGUUUUCACAGCUUUCUGUGCUCCACUGGAGCCAAGACCUCGCCCUGGCCCUGGCCCUGGCCCUGCCUCACUCUUUCUGGCCAUGUUCCAGAGCCGUCAUGCUAAGGACCUGGCCCUACUGGACAUCUCCGAGAGUGUCCUAAUCUACCUGGGCUUUGAGCGCAGUGAACUGCUCUGUAAAUCAUGGUAUGGACUGCUGCACCCUGAGGACCUGGCCCACGCUUCUGCUCAACACUACCGCCUGUUGGCUGAGAGUGGAGAUAUUCAGGCAGAGAUGGUGGUGAGACUGCAGGCCAAGCCUGGAGGCUGGGCAUGGAUUUAUUGCCUGUUAUACUCAGAAGGUCCAGAGGGCCCCAUUACUGCUAAUAACUACCCAAUCAGUGACACAGAAGCCUGGAGCCUCCGCCAGCAGCUGAACUCUGAAAACACCCAGGCAGCCUAUGUUCUGGGCACCCCAACCAUGCUGCCCUCAUUCCCAGAGAGCAUCCUUUCCCAAGAGCAGUGCUCCAGCACCAACCCACAUUUUCCCCCAGCCUUGGGGGCUCCCAGAAGCACCAGUUUCCCUAGUGCCCCAGAGCUGGGUGCUGCCUCAACAUCAGAAGAGCUUCCUCAAACCCAAAAAGAGUUGGGCUUUAGUUACCUGGCAUUCCCAUCUGGCCCUGAGCCUUCCCUUCAAGCAGACCUGAGCAAGGAUCUUGUGUGUACUCCACCCUACACACCCCACCAGCCAGGAGGCUGUGCCUUCCUCUUCAGCCUCCACGAGCCCUUCCAGACCCACUUGUCCACUCCAACCAGCUCUCUCCAAGAACAGCUGACUCCAAGCACUGCCACCUUUUCUGAUCAACUGACGCCAAGCAGUGCAACCUUCCCAGAUCCGCUGAUGAGCCCACUUCAAGGCCAGCUGACCGAAAGCUCAGCCAGAAGCUAUGAAGAUCAACUGACUCCCUGCACCUCUGCCUUCCCAGACCAGCUGCUUCCCAGCACUGCCACCUUCCCAGAGCCUCUGGGCAGUCCUGCCCAUGAACAGCUGACUCCUCCCAGCACCGCAUUCCAAGCACACCUCAACAGCCCCAGCCAAACCUUCCCAGAGCAACUGAGCCCCAAUCCCACCAAGACUUACUUCACCCAGGAGGGAUGCAGUUUUCUCUAUGAGAAGUUGCCCCCAAGUCCUAGCAGCCCUGGUAAUGGGGACUGCACGCUCCUGGCCCUAGCCCAGCUGCGGGGCCCCCUCUCUGUGGACGUCCCUCUAGUGCCCGAAGGCCUGCUUACACCCGAGGCCUCUCCAGUCAAACAGAGUUUCUUCCACUACUCUGAGAAGGAGCAGAAUGAGAUAGACCGCCUCAUCCAGCAGAUCAGCCAGUUGGCUCAGGGCAUGGACAGGCCCUUCUCAGCUGAGGCUGGCACAGGCGGGCUGGAGCCACUUGGAGGUCUGGAGCCCCUGGACUCCAACCUGUCUCUGCCGGGGGCUGGUCCCCCUGUGCUCAGCCUGGACCUGAAACCCUGGAAAUGCCAGGAGCUGGAUUUCCUGGCUGACCCUGAUAACAUAUUCCUGGAAGAGACGCCCGUGGAAGACAUAUUCAUGGAUCUCUCUACCCCAGACCCCAAUGGGGAAUGGAGUUCAGGGGAUCCUGAGGCAGCGGUCCCAGGAGGGGCCUCAUCGCCUUGCAACAACCUGUCCCCAGAAGACCACAGCUUCCUGGAGGACCUGGCCACAUAUGAAACCGCCUUUGAGACAGGUGUCUCAGCAUUCCCCUACGAUGGGUUUACUGAUGAGUUGCAUCAACUCCAGAGCCAAGUUCAAGACAGCUUCCAUGAAGAUGGAAGUGGAGGGGAACCAACGUUUUGAAUAAGUCUGUGACUUAACGUCGUCAAGUAUGGCAUAUUGUCAUCAAG